Salvia splendens (bonfire salvia) is the source of this 1176-nucleotide messenger RNA. RefSeq names its product probable glycosyltransferase At5g03795. The record is from RefSeq and is a predicted model, not a curated record. The transcript is spliced from 4 exons. Lineage: Eukaryota; Viridiplantae; Streptophyta; Magnoliopsida; Lamiales; Lamiaceae. Bases 148 to 1176 code for a protein of 342 amino acids. Gene Ontology annotation, molecular function: glycosyltransferase activity.
AGAAAAAGUGAGGCGGUUCUUGCAAAAGCAAGGUCUUCCAUUAGAGAAGCUGCUGCAAAUAAGGCUCGGUUGAUAGGAGAUAACGAGUAUAUUCCACAAGGGCCAGUUUACUGGAAUGCUAAUGCAUUUCUUAGAAGCUAUCAAGAAAUGGAAAGGGUGUUCAAAAUUUAUGUAUAUGAGGAAGGAGAAAUGCCCAUAUUCAGGGCCGGACGGGCCUGCAUAUUCCACAAUGGGCCAUGCAAGAGUAUAUACUCCACAGAGGGAAAUUUUAUGUAUGAGAUAGAGAGGAGUGUGGUUUAUCGAACACGCGAUCCGAGGCGAGCCGAUGUGUUUUUCUUGCCUUUGAGUGUUGCUGUGAUGGUUCAGCAUCUGUAUGAGCCAGGAAGCAAGGACAGGGAAGCCUUAGUAAAAAUUGUUUCUGAUUACGUGCAAAUGGUUUCUGUGAGGCAUCCCUUUUGGAAUUCUAGCCUUGGUGCUGAUCAUUUCAUGCUUUCUUGCCAUGAUUGGGGUCCAUUCUCAACAAGGCAUGUUCCAAACUUAUUUCACAAUUCAAUAAGAGUUCUGUGCAAUGCCAAUACUUCAGAAGGCUUCAACCCUCUGAAAGAUGUAUCAUUACCUGAGAUCAACCUCAAGACAGGGCAAGAGAGCGACUGGCUUCUUGGUGGCACUCUGCCUCUGCACCGCCAGUUCCUGGCCUUCUUCGCAGGCAGCUUGCACGGCCGCAUAAGGCACCUUCUCUUGGGGCAUUGGAAAGGCAGAGACCCCCAAAUCAAGGUCUAUGAUGAGCUCCCAACAGAUGUUUCUUAUGAAUCCAUGUUGAGGAGCAGUAGGUUCUGCCUCUGUCCAAGUGGCUAUGAAGUUGCUAGCCCGCGAGUGGUGGAGGCCAUCUACUCGGAGUGCAUCCCGGUUUUGAUAUCUGAUGGGUACUUGCCACCACUCGGUGAUGUGCUCAACUGGAGCGAGUUCUCGCUAGUGAUAGAGGUGAAGAAUAUAGCGAAUAUUAGGAAGAUACUGACGAGCAUUUCAGAAGAGAAAUAUCUUAGGAUGUAUGAGAGGUUAAGGCAAGUGCAGAAGCAUUUUGUUAUGAAUAGACCACCUAAAAGAUUUGAUCUUUUUCACAUGAUUGUACACUCUGUUUGGCUUAGGAGGAUGAAUAUCAGAAUAACAAACAUGUGA